CUUCGGCAACGCCAGCAUCAAAGGGUAGGGGACACAGGAUAACACGCGUCCACCCGCAUACGCACUCACACACAGGCGCGCGCACGUACGCUCAGCGAACAGCGAAACAUAUACUUCAGCAGCAGUAGAGCGGGCAGCAGGAUGUGGUUUCGAUUGAAUUUCCCUUUAAUUACGCUGCUUGGCAUCCUCACACUGUGCUCCGCACAGCAAACGGCCAGCCCCAGCAUCGUGUUUAUCAGCCCGGAGCAGAUCAAAGACACCGGGGAUCGUGUGACGCUCAACUGCUCCAUCGCCAACGUAAAGAACUACAUCGUCGGUUGGCAGAAGAGCAACCGGGAUCGGACGAAGGAGAGCAACAUUAUCUCGCUCGGUGUGCAGCUGGCGGUGACCGAGGAUCGUUUCUUUCUCAACUUCACCAAGGAGAACAAUACGGCCAACUAUGUGCUUGAGAUCCACGAUAUAGUGAACACCGAUGCGGGACUGUACGAGUGUCAGAUCCAGGUGAACAGUACGAGCAAAAUUACCAAAACGGUGGAGUUGCAGGUUCGCCAUCCGCCAAUACUGCUCGAGAAUCAGCACUCGAACAUCAUCACCAAGGCGGAGGGUGAAGAUGCGGUGUUGGUUUGCCGGGCCGAAGGAUAUCCGCGCCCAACCAUCACCUGGAAGCGUGAGUACAGUGCUAUUCUGCCGAUCGGUGGCCAAACAAUUGCCGGUAACGAACUGCGGCUGAACGGAUUGCGGCGUGAGGACCGUGGCACCUACUACUGCCUGGCCGACAACGGUGUCGGAAAACCGGACACGAAGGCUAUCACUCUGGAGGUGGAGUUUGCGCCCGUCAUUUCCGUACCGCGGCCAAAGGUAGCCCAAGCGAUCGAUUACGAUAUCGAGCUGGUAUGUGUGGUGCAAGCGUUCCCGGCACCGUCGAUCUCGUGGUACCGCAAUGGCAAUCAGAUGCACAAUGGCGGUGCGUACAGCAUCUCGCAGACGGGAUCGCCGGACGAUGUGACGACGUCGGUGGUGAAGAUACACUCGGUCGCAGCGGAACAUUUUGGUGAUUACAUCUGCAAAGCGUCGAACAAGGUUGGCCAAGCUGAGGCCAGAGUCAAUCUGUUCGAAUCGGUUAUUCCUGUAUCUCUGUGAAGGUUUCCUUUGUGAAUCCAAACUUAUCUACCUCCAGACGCAUCAAUAUACCUUUCCGUUUCGAUAGAAACGGUUCAGCUAGCCGUUUUUGUUAA
Anopheles darlingi is the source of this 1235-nucleotide messenger RNA. RefSeq names its product lachesin-like. The transcript is spliced from 4 exons. Lineage: Eukaryota; Metazoa; Arthropoda; Insecta; Diptera; Culicidae. Gene Ontology annotation, molecular function: cell-cell adhesion mediator activity. Gene Ontology annotation, biological process: axon guidance; homophilic cell-cell adhesion; dendrite self-avoidance. The record is from RefSeq and is a predicted model, not a curated record. Gene Ontology annotation, cellular component: plasma membrane; axon. The coding region runs from base 142 to 1140 and encodes 332 amino acids.